AUGCCGGAACAGAAGAGCGCGCUGAACGUGGUCAUGGGUGCCAUGACCUUCGGAUACGAAGGAACGGACGGGGCGCGCCUGCACACGCCCGAAGCCGUAUCCGAGGUCCUUGACGUCUUCCAGAACCAUGGCUUCAAUGAGAUCGACUCUGCACGCGUCUACACGAGCGGAUCGUCUGAAGAGCUACUCGGCAAGAUCGACUACAAGGCUCGUGGGCUAUUGUACGAGACGAAGCUGUACCCCGCGGCUCCCAUGAACAUCACGCACAAGCCCGAGAGCUUGCGCGAGAACCUGGAGAAGUCCCUCAAGGCUAUGAACACCGACUGCCUCGAGAUGUGGUAUCUGCACGCUCCCGACCGCAGCACGCCGUAUGAGGAGACCAUGCGCACGGUUAACGACCUCUACAAAGAGGGCAAGUUCAAGCGCUUCGGCAUCAGCAACUACUACGCAUGGGAGGUCGCGGAGAUCGUACUCAUCUGUCGCAAUAACGACUGGAUCCAGCCUACCGCGUACCAGGGCAUCUACAAUGCCAUUCACCGUCGCGUCGAGCCCGAGCUCUUCCCUUGCUUGCGCAAGUUCGGCCUCAGCUUCUAUGCCUUCAACGCGCUCGGUGGAGGCUUCUUCACAGGGAAGUACAGUUCCUCGAGCGACGCAGCAGGCCAGCGCUUCGACGCAAACGGCAGGCAGGGCCAGAUGUACCGCAAGCGGUACUGGAAUGACCCCUACUUCAAGGCUAUCGACCUCUUGAAGCCCGUAUGCGAGAAGAAUAACCUCACGCUCGCCGAGGUCGCGCUCCGGUGGAUCUCGCACCACAGCUUGAUGAGCCGCGAGCAUGGCGACUCGGUCAUCAUCGGCGCGUCGAGCACGAAGCAUCUUGAGCAGAACUUGGUCGACCUCGAGAAGGGACCCUUGCCUGAGGACGUGUUGAAGGCACUUGAUGAGGCAUGGGUGUCGGUCAUGCCGGUGGCGUCGAAUUACUGGCAUUGA
Messenger RNA from Peniophora sp. CBMAI 1063, 987 nucleotides. Lineage: Eukaryota; Fungi; Basidiomycota; Agaricomycetes; Russulales; Peniophoraceae. The record is from the annotation of a GenBank genome assembly.